GUCAGAAGUGGUGCAGGGCCCUUCCGGCUGCCGGCUUCAGGACUGGCUUUGAAGAGGAGCUGGCACCAGUGGUUUUGUGUGCUGUGCUGCGAUUGUUACUGCAAGGAGCUGAGAAAAGAAUUUGGGUGAGCUUGGAAGCCACGAUAUGAAUACUGUAACCUACGAUGAUGUGCAUGUCAACUUCACUUGGGAAGAGUGGACUUUGCUGGAUCCUUCCCAGAAGAGACUCUACAAAGAUGUGAUGCUGGAGACCUACAGGAACCUCACUGCUAUAGGAUACAGUUGGGAAGACCACAAUAUUGAAGAACAUUGUCAAAGUUAUAGAAGACAUUCAAGGUUUGAAAGAAGUCAAACUGACGGGAAACCUUCUGUAUGUGUUAAAGCCUUUGCAUACGGCAGUCAUCUUCAGUGUAAUGAAAGAACACAUAAUGGAAAGAAACCCUAUGAGUGUAAUCAAUGUGGUAAAGCCUUUGCAUGUUUUAAUCUUCUUCAAACACAUAAGAAAACCCAUACUGGAGAGAAAUCUUAUGAAUGUGAUCAGUGUGGUAAAGCCUUUGCAAGCUACAGUAAUCUUCUAAGGCAUAAAAAAACUCAUUCUGGAGAGAAACCUUAUGAAUGUGAUCAGUGUGGCAAAGCCUUUGCACGUUACAGUAAUCUUCUAAUGCAUGAAAGAAUACAUACUGGAGAGAAACCCUAUAAAUGUAAUCAGUGUGGCAAAGCCUUUGCAUUUCAUACUUCCGUUCAACGUCAUGAAAGAACACAUACUGGACAGAAACCCUAUGCCUGUGAUCAGUGUGGUAAAGCCUUUUCACAACUUUGUCAUCUUAAAGUGCAUGUAAUUACACAUACCGGAGAGAAACCCUAUGAAUGUCAUCAAUGUGGUAAAGCCUUUGCACGUCACAAUCAUCUUCUAAUGCAUGAAAGAAUACAUACUGGAGAGAAUCCAUAUGAAUGUAAUCAGUGUAAUAAAGCCUUUGCGUAUCAUAGUUCUCUUCAAUGCCAUGAAAGAACCCAUACUGGACAGAAACCCUAUAAAUGUGAUCAGUGUGGUAAAGCCUUUUCACAACUUUGUAAUCUUAAAGUGCAUGUAAUUACACAUACUGAAAAGAAACCCUAUGAAUGUAAUCAGUGUGGCAAAGCCUUUGCACGUCACAGUCGUCUUCUAAUGCACGAAAGAAUACACACCAGAGAGAAACCAUAUGAAUGUAAUCAGUGUGGUAAAGCCUUUGCGUGUCACAGUUCUCUUCAACGUCAUGAAAGAACCCAUACUGGGCAGAAAUCCUAUGAAUGUAUUCAAUGUGGUAAAGCCUUUUCACAACUCAGUAAUCUUCUAAUGCAUGAAAGAAUACAUACUGGAGAGAAACCCUAUAAAUGUAAUCAAUGUGCUAAAGCCUUUGUACAUCGUGGUCAUCUUCAACGGCAUGAAAGAAUACAUACUGGAGAGAAACCAUAUGAAUGUGAUCAAUGUGGUAAAGCCUUUUCACAACUUUGUAAUCUUAAAGUGCAUGUAAUUACACAUACUGAAAAGAAACCCUAUGAAUGUCAUCAAUGUGGUAAAGCCUUUGCACGUCACAAUCACCUUCUAAUGCAUAAAAGAGCACAUAGUGGAGAGAAACCAUAUGAAUGUAAUCCGUGUGAUAAAGCCUUUGCGUGUCACAGUUCUCUUCAACGCCAUGAAAGAACCCAUACUGGACAGAAACCCUAUGCCUGUGAUCAGUGUGGUAAAGCCUUUUCACAACUUUGUAAUCUUAAAGUGCAUGUAAUUACACAUACUGAAAAGAAACCCUAUGAAUGUAAUCAGUGUGGCAAAGCAUUUGCAUAUCACAGUCAUCUUCUAAUGCAUGAAAGAAUACAUAUUGGAGAGAAACCAUAUGAAUGUAAUCAGUGUGAUAAAGCCUUUGCGUGUCACAGUUCUCUGCAAUGCCAUGAAAGAACCCAUACUGGACAGAAACCCUAUGAAUGUAUUCAAUGUGGCAAAGCCUUUUCACAACUCAGUAAUCUUCUAAUGCAUGAAAGGAAACAUACUGGAGAGAAACCCUAUGAAUGUAAUCAAUGUGCUAAAGCCUUUGCAUAUCUUGGUCAUCUUCAACGGCAUGAAAGAAUACAUACUGGAGAGAAACCAUAUGAAUGUAAUCAAUGUGGUAAAGCCUUUGCAUUUAUCAAUAGUUUUAAAAAUCAUGUGAAAAAAUCACACUGCAGAGAAACCACAUAUAUGUAGUCAAUGUGGUAAAGUUUUUGUACUUUAUACAGGAG
This is a messenger RNA of Phodopus roborovskii (desert hamster), 2253 nucleotides long. RefSeq names its product zinc finger protein 431. NCBI's taxonomy places the organism in Eukaryota, Metazoa, Chordata, Mammalia, Rodentia, Cricetidae. The transcript is spliced from 4 exons. Gene Ontology annotation, molecular function: DNA-binding transcription repressor activity, RNA polymerase II-specific; RNA polymerase II cis-regulatory region sequence-specific DNA binding. The record is from RefSeq and is a predicted model, not a curated record. Gene Ontology annotation, biological process: negative regulation of transcription by RNA polymerase II. Bases 146 to 2218 code for a protein of 690 amino acids.